AAAAUGGAGGCAUGCAUUUUUCAUAAACAAAACAGCAAGGGAUUUUGUACAGAAUUAUUUUUCUCAGCUUUUUUGCUGGAGAUUUUGAGGAAAUUUUGCUGAAUAUAGCUGAAAAGUGUAGGGGAGAAAUUGAUAGUGUAGAAUACAGUGAAAAACCCGUGGAGAAAGUUUUAAAAGGCGUGGAAAACAGUUGAUUUUCACAGUGUAAAAAAUUGUACAGCUGCAAAAGUUUUUUGGUAAUUUUCUCUGGAAAAAACAUGCUUAAUUGCUACAAUAGAGGCUGUGGUCAAUCUUUUGAUCCCGAGAAGAAUGAUGACGAAUCUUGUCGCUUUCAUCCGGGAAUGCCCUUCUUCCACGAUGCCUACAAAGGAUGGAGUUGCUGCAAGAAGAAAAGUGUAGAUUUCACGGAAUUUCUCAACAUCAAGGGAUGUACGGCAGGUAAGCAUUCGAAUGAGAAACCACCGGAGCCGGAAAAGCCAGAGAAAAAAGCUGAAGAUGUUGAAUUUGAGGAAGUUAAGCCCAUACGACCACCAAUUAGAGAAUCCCAGCUUCAGAGGCCAGACUUUGAGACUCCUCUGGUGACGCUGGAAGCUAAAGUAGCCCCUUCCUUGAAGCAACAAAUCGAUGCUUUAGCUCCGACGAAGAAGAAGGAGAGCGAAGCUUCUGCUGAAGUUGCCGUAGGAACCACCUGCAAGAAUCGCGGCUGCAAUGGGACUUUUCAGUCUCCGGAAUCGAAUGAGCAGGACUGUAUUCAUCAUCCGGGAGUCCCUGUCUUUCACGAGGGUCUGAAAUAUUGGUCCUGCUGCACGAAAAGGACGACAGAUUUUGGGGCUUUCCUGGCUCAAGCAGGUUGCAGCAUCGGGAAGCACAAAUGGAUCGCUGAUGGCGACAGGGAGAGCAUUAAAUGCCGCUACGACUGGCAUCAAACAGCUUCCAGUGUCGUCGUUGCUGUCUACGCGAAGAUGUACGACUACUCGAUCAGCUACGUCAAAAUCAAUCCUGUCCGGCUGCAAGUUUGCCUGGUUUUUCCUCAACAAAACAACGGAGAAUUUAACCUCGAUCUGGAGCUUAGGGGCAUUGUCGAUGUGGCCAAAAGCACCGUGGAUAUGUUCUCUACGAAGGUGGAGAUCAAACUGACCAAAGCAGAGCCGGGAUCUUGGCCUAAGCUAGACAUCCCGCGGAAUAUCGAAGAAAAGGAAGUUGAACCUGUGCACAAAAUCGAGAAAAUGGUCAACAAUGCCACUCUGGAUUCUUCCCAGGACGAGGAGGAUUCCGAUGUAGAUCUGGAUGACGUCGAAGCGUUCUUAGUUUGUUUCUCCAUCUGUGUGUCCAGCAGUCUCGUGAUGGCCCAAUAUUUUGGUGGCGAUCGCUUCAACUUUGGCUACAAUGCCCUUUCCGGUGACUUUGGUGGACCAUCCGCCUUCAGUCAAUUCGGACAGACGGGUAGUAGUGUUAGGGACCCACGACAGGAUAGAGGUACUGGCCCUGUUGUCUUCCCACCCUCUCCAGCCAAUGCUCCCGUGGAGUCCAGUGGGGUCAUAGUUGGUGCCUCUGGCUAUGGAUUUGUACCACCGCAGACGCCCCAAAGGCCAUUCUUUGGCUUCCCACGACAGUUUCCUUACACCCGAUAUCGAUUCUUGUGAAGAUCUUGUGGAACUAUCUCUAAUGCAUUCUUUCAGUAUUUGGCUCUAAAAACUCAUCCAAUCCUCCCCCUCAUCCUCUUAUUAUAAUUUAUAUUGUAAUGAUAUUCUUGUAUUUCUUCCACAAACAUUAUUUAUUAAUUACAAUAAGUGAUAGUGUAAAAACCACUGAAUUCUUCUAAGCCUAUAUUAGGAUGUGUUCUAAUUAAUUAUAAAUUAUUGUGCAGAAGGUUUUGUAAAUAAUGAUAAAACAUUAAAAAAUAAUUAUGAGAAGAGACUAAAUUGAAUGAUUUGUCUUUUGUGUUCUAAUGAUGAUUGAUUUGCAGAAUUAUUAUUAUGUCAUCUGUUGCAGACUGAAAAAUCAUUAUAAAAGACUAUAAAAUUUUCAAUAAAAGUCAAUGAUAC
Molecule: messenger RNA, 2045 nt
Organism: Phlebotomus papatasi
Lineage: Eukaryota; Metazoa; Arthropoda; Insecta; Diptera; Psychodidae
Gene: mora
Product: cysteine and histidine-rich domain-containing protein morgana
Exons: 5
Coding region: 258-1643 (461 amino acids)
Source: RefSeq, a predicted model, not a curated record